Penicillium longicatenatum is the source of this 1341-nucleotide messenger RNA. RefSeq names its product questin oxygenase tpcI (gene tpcI). The record is from RefSeq and is a predicted model, not a curated record. The coding region runs from base 1 to 1341 and encodes 446 amino acids. Lineage: Eukaryota; Fungi; Ascomycota; Eurotiomycetes; Eurotiales; Aspergillaceae. The transcript has a single exon. Gene Ontology annotation, molecular function: oxidoreductase activity.
AUGACAGUCUUAAAAACGUCGCAGGUGAAAUUAUCAUCACAGCACAUGGGGUUUGCUCGCAUCGACCCCAGUCCUGCCGGUACUAUCGACACGGCAAAUGAGCUGCUGCAAAAGAACCAUGAUAACUACCACAUGUACUUUCGGGAUGUCGGCGGCCAUAACCAUAUCGCCCACUCAGUAUUGAGCGUCUUAGCCAUGGGUGGCGGUCCCAAGGAGCUGAAGCGGGCAUACGACGACGGCUAUGGAUAUCAGCGCCCCCUGCCUGUCCUGGACCUACAGGUAGUCGAGGAGCUCAGUGAUCCGGAGAGAUUCCGAGCCCGAAUGCUGAAUCUAGAUCAGUAUACUAAUUUUCUGCACUUUUUCGAAAAAGAAAUCGAUGAGAAGGGCUGGCAGGCCGUCUUGCAAGAAUACUGCUUCAGCCGGACGCCGCUUGCAGAGGCCAUGUUUUCUCAGUUGUACGAAGGUCUCCUGCAUCCCAUCAUCCACCUGGGUUUUGGCAUCGAGUUUGAACAGCCCAGCAUCAUUGCCGAGGGCCUCGCACAUGCCGCCUCACACGACCCGGGUAAUAUCGAUGUCUUCUUCCACCGCAGCGAACAGCUGGCCCAGUCCGGUGCGGUGCCAGCCCGGCCACUUGUCGAGUUGUAUGAGGAGGUCCGCCGUAACGAGAAGACCCGGACCGCGGGACGCAUGCAAGACGGGCCCUUCCGCCUCCGUGAUGGUCCACUGGCUCGCGCCAUGGACGAGAUAGUGAGCAUCUCUGCCCAGUUGCAGAUCCGGCCCGAGGAAUUGGAGCGCGGCACGGCGGAGAUGAUCAACUGCGCGGCGUACAGCGCCGGUGCGGCGCAAAGCCCUGGAAAAGUGCCCAAGAUUGACUUUUUCAUCAUGCACAACGUUACAUGCUCCAUCUUCCUCAGCGUCUUGACCAAGCAGUCGUGGAUCAAGCUUCAGGACAGAGUCCGAUUGGUGGAGUGGAAGGCGAGGCUGGACCUGGCGUGGUACGCGGCAAACGGAGCAGCGGAAUUGCGCCUGAAGGACAUCUCCGACUACGAACCUACGGCAAGCAAGGGUAUGGACUGGCGAGCACUAUACAAGGCUGUCAAUGAGGUCCACGAUGACGGACAUAUCGCCAAGCUUGUGCGAGCGCUGAAGAACGGGGAGACAGUCUCGAGGCCCUUUGAGCAGGGGAACGGCGCCGCUUCUUUCCCCAUCAGGGGCGACUUGUGGCUUCGAAUUGCCCAGAUGGGCUACGAUACUACCAAGGACGGCCAUGAUAAUAGUGAUAAGUGGGUCUGGGGCUCUGGAUUCGACCUUGCAUGGAAGAAGGUGCCGGAUUCAAAGUAA